Messenger RNA from Clunio marinus, 231 nucleotides. NCBI's taxonomy places the organism in Eukaryota, Metazoa, Arthropoda, Insecta, Diptera, Chironomidae. The record is from the annotation of a GenBank genome assembly.
AUGUUAACUUCUCAAAUUAAACAAUCAGUCACAGUUUUCUCCAUCAGCUGCAGAAUACGAAUGAGAAGCAUGAGAAAAAAUGAAAUGCAUCACGUCCCACAAAAUCAACACGUAAGCAAUGCAAAGAGCGUUUUGAAAAUGUAUUUUAUGCUGCACAAUUCCGAAUGGAAUGCUUAUCUCACUCCAUUUAGUCUCGAUUUCUUUUUCGUCUUGCUUGAAGAUAUCAUGUAA